Molecule: messenger RNA, 594 nt
Organism: Sabethes cyaneus
Lineage: Eukaryota; Metazoa; Arthropoda; Insecta; Diptera; Culicidae
Exons: 2
Coding region: 1-594 (197 amino acids)
Source: RefSeq, a predicted model, not a curated record
AUGACGAAAAUUGUAAUGGUAAUAAACGAAAAUAAUGAUAAUGAUGUUUAUGAUGAUAAAAAUGACGAAAAUGAUGAUGAUGAUGAAAAUGAAGGUGGCAAUGACGGAAAUGAUGAUCAUAAUGACAAAAAAACUGAUCAAAAUGACGAAGAUGAAGAUGGCAAUGACGAAAAUGAUGAUGGUAAUGACGAAAAUGAUGUACGAAACGAUGAAAAUGAGAAGGAAAAGACAAAAACGAUAAAUGACAAAAAUGAUGACGAUAAUGAAGAAAAUGAAGAUGGAAACGACGAAAAUGAAGAUGGUAAUGACGAAAAUUCUAAUGGCAACAACAGAAAUGAUGACAAUGACGAAUAUGAUGAUGAAAAUGACAAGAGCGAUGAUGGAAAUAACGAAAAUAAUAAUGGUAAUGAUGAAAAUGAUUAUGGUAAUGACGAAAAUCAUGAUAGUAAUGAUGAAAACGGUAAUGAUGAUGGAAAUGACGGUAAUGAUGACAGUACUGACGAAAAUGAUAAUGGUAAUAACAUGAAUCACGAUGAUGAUGACGAAAGUUAUGGUGAUUAUGACGAAAAUAAUGAUGAUAACGAAAUUUGUUAG